Molecule: messenger RNA, 129 nt
Organism: Funneliformis mosseae
Lineage: Eukaryota; Fungi; Glomeromycota; Glomeromycetes; Glomerales; Glomeraceae
Source: the annotation of a GenBank genome assembly
AAAGAAUUCAACCAGAAAGACCUUAAUCAUGAAUAUCUUAACAAACUUGAUGAUUUUAAUGAUGAUGAAUGGAAGGAUAUGAAUUCUAAUAAUGAUAAUUCUACACCUGUUAAUUCUAGUUCAAUAUGA